AUGCCGUCUGCCGCUUGCGGGGCGCUUUGGAAUGGCAAGGUUGUAUCGUGCAGCGCAUUACUACAAUGUGUCUCAUAUGCAAUACAGCUACCUGCAGUGCCACUUCCGGAGUUCGCUGUAAGCUUCACAAUUGUGGGGUGCGGCAUCUGCCCGCGAGGAGCGCAAGCGAACGCCCUUUUCAACGGCGGGCUUCCUAAGGAAACCACAACUGAACUCGGUCUACUGGACGGUGCAUACGGUCUCGGAGCGUUCGCUGCGCCGCUCGCGUCAACAUACUUCUCGUCCCAAGACCAUUGGUCGUACCACUACAUCAUCACCCUCGGACUUGCUGCUAUCAACUUCGUGGUCCUCAUGGCCGUCUUCCGGCUAGAAGGAUCCGGACGCGGUACUCCUGGCUCAGACGAGGAGCGCACUUUUUCCGUUCGUGACGGGCGUUCUCGCGAGCAAGUUUGGCAUCUCGAGUCUACAAGCCACUUGCCAUACCUAUGA
This is a messenger RNA of Peniophora sp. CBMAI 1063, 489 nucleotides long. The record is from the annotation of a GenBank genome assembly. Lineage: Eukaryota; Fungi; Basidiomycota; Agaricomycetes; Russulales; Peniophoraceae.